AUGGGCGGCUCGGCUUUUGCUGCAGAUGGAGUGUCCACGCCACGAAUGCCUCCAACAGUCUACAAUUCAGUCCUGGCUCAGGCUGAGGGGAUCCUCAAGAAGCAUUUCAAACUGGUGGGCCAUCCCAUCGAAGGUCCCGCGAAAUCAUCCCACGGAGACAUCGACAUCCUGGUUGCUGAACCUGUGGAAGGGCAGGUGGUAGACGGACGUGCAACGGGAGACCUUCUAGCCCAGCUUUUCGGAGCGAAGACUUGGAAGAAGAUGGGUGGGAACUCUACCUACAAUCUUGCACUGCCAUGGCCGGAUGAGUUCAAAGACGAUGCGGUACAAAGAGAAGGCAACCAUGAUAUAGGUCAUCAGCAGCACUCGGCCCACGACAUGCGGAGCCACGAUCUCAAGUCAAAACCAAGGCCAGACAGCGACAACAAUACGCUGGGUACCACUCAGGAGGCAACGGAUCGUAGUGUGACUGCAGACGCUUCAACAUCCUCAGUGGAAUCCCAAGAGUCUUCGGUGUGCCUCAGAAAGCUCACAUGGCCGCGUAAAGCCACCCCAGAGAAGUACAUUCAAGCCGACAUCAAUAUCAUGCCCACUGCAGCUGAUUUCGAUUGGCACAUGUUCUUUCAGGCCCAUGGCGACUUGUGGAGCAUGCUCGGAGGCAUCAUUCGGCGAUUCGGUCUUACAGUCUCGUCCAAAGGCCUGUGCGUGCGGAUAGCAGAGGUCGAGAAGCACAACAAGGAUCAGGCAAGGGUGCUGGCUACAAAUAACCCGGAUACGGUGCUAGAGUACUUGGGUCUGGACAAGGGACGGUACUGGCAGCGGUUCAACAGCUGGGACGAGAUGCUGGAGUACGUGGCCAGCUGCAGAUUCCACAAUCCCGCCCAAUGGAAGUCCCGCUGUCAGUACGGAGACAAUGGGGAGAGCCAAGGAGAGCAAGGAAAUGGCAUGGAAAGCAAAGCGCCAACCAAGCUGUUGAAAGCCAACGACCGCCAACGCGCUGCAAAAAGACCUCUAUUUGGAUACUGGAUCGAGACUUAUCUUCCCAUGCAUGUUGAUGACGCACCGGGCAAAUCUGCGUUACUAACGCGAGAAGAGGUCGUCGACGACGCAAAGCAAUUUUUUGGUCCUCAAUUCGCAGAGAAGUUCGAAGCUAAGAGGAGCGAAAUGGUCCGAGUGAUUGGAACCGAUAGACUGUGGGCCACCAUCAGGAAGGAGCUGCCAAUCGAAGGCACGGAGGUCGGAUGGGUAAUGAAAGGCAUGAAGAGGGAGAUUGUGGGCAAGCAUGGCCACUCACUCUCAACCGAAGCCGUUGAAGGCCUAGAAGAGGCGAGACAGGCGUUCGAGGACUGCAGAUUUGACGAUGUCUUGGAAUGGGCCAGGCCCAACUGGAAAGAAAUUGGUCGGAGGCAGAAGGAACUAGACCAGCAGCAAAGCAGAACACGUCUCUUGGACAAAUUCAACAGGGAGGAGGGUGCUCAGGGAGGAGCCGCCCUCGAAACAAGAUGCAAGACAAUGAGUAGUGGCAAUAACGGCUGA
Molecule: messenger RNA, 1536 nt
Organism: Cladophialophora yegresii CBS 114405
Lineage: Eukaryota; Fungi; Ascomycota; Eurotiomycetes; Chaetothyriales; Herpotrichiellaceae
Exons: 1
Coding region: 1-1536 (511 amino acids)
Source: RefSeq, a predicted model, not a curated record